Paraphaeosphaeria sporulosa is the source of this 1370-nucleotide messenger RNA. RefSeq lists its product as uncharacterized. Bases 133 to 1011 code for a protein of 292 amino acids. Gene Ontology annotation, molecular function: acyltransferase activity, transferring groups other than amino-acyl groups. The record is from RefSeq and is a predicted model, not a curated record. NCBI's taxonomy places the organism in Eukaryota, Fungi, Ascomycota, Dothideomycetes, Pleosporales, Didymosphaeriaceae. The transcript has a single exon.
AAUCGCCAUCACGCCAUUGCCUUGACGCCUACGCCCAAGUCAACGUAGGCGACGCCAUAAAUUUCACCUCUACCCACGCACCCCCGAGCCUCGACAACCCACGGACGAUCAAAGCACCCGCCGUCCACCACGAUGACCACCGUCACUUCAGGCUUCGGUUUUGCCGCCAACGGCAACGGCAACGGAGGCACAGAGUUUCUCUCCAUGCUUGCCCCGCCCAAGAAUGACCUCACCGAGUACGAUAAUACCAAGCCACACUCUCGGCAGCCCGCCUCGAUACCACAAGUCUUCCGCGAUGCCAUGUCGGUACGUGAAGAAGUCUAUGGCGAGCAGGGUGUACCCCUGGAAGCUGAGUUCGACGAAGACGACGCACGAAGCUGGCACUGGGUGGUUUAUGCAUCCGUAGCUUCCACCGCAAGCACACCACCUAAGCACAUGCGCGCCGAGGGCUCAACAACCAAAGAAGAGGACACCAGAAGGGCAAGUGCGUCGGCUUCGCGCCUACCCGUAGGUACUGUGCGGCUUAUCCCCGCGCCGCAUGGACCAAACAAAUAUCUUGAGAGCCCAGACAAGCAUUCGGAUGCAGACCCACCUGGAGGCACCACUGCAUCCGAGAAGAAGCACCCCACCGAGCCGUACGUCAAGCUGGGCCGCCUAGCUGUUCUCGCGCCCUACCGUAAGCUCGGCCUCGCAAAGUUGCUCAUAAACACGGCCAUCGACUACGCCGCGAAGCAUCCCGACACUAUCUAUCAGCCACCCUCACCCACGACUAUGGAGCUUGCCAAUUUGCGCGGCCAGGCAACUCACGACGCCGCCACAUGGCAAGGCCUCGUUAUGAUUCACGCUCAAGCCAACCUCAAGAACUACUGGGAGAAACAUUUCGGAUUCAAAGAGGAACUUAGGAGUGAAAACGGCGAAGUGCAGAUAGCAAAAGAGCCGCAUUGGGUGGAGGAAGGCAUCGAGCAUGUAGGCAUGUGGAAGAGGCUGAAGAUUGACAACGGAAGGUUGUAAUGCAUCAUCCCCGUUGCUCUGCAUUGCAUAUCCUUCCUUGUUUUCUCUGCCUUUUCUCCCGAUGAGGCGCACUUGAUCGAAAGGUUUUAACUUGUCCGAAAUCUAGGCCAAUCUACAUAGCCACUCCUCCACCUGCGCUGUGGCCCGGGUUUGGUUACGGAUACCCUUGAUCUCAACAGCGUACCCCAAACAGCGCUCUGGCGACUCCGACAUUUCUUUUGUUCUCAUGUUUCAUCUUCAGCAACGACGAGAGAUAUCCCAAUACCCCCUAUAUGGCAAGAAAACGUACUACGACACGACAUUUCUUUCUUGUAACUCCGAUUCCAGAUUCUGGGCUUGCCGCAAGGCGGUCGCUUCCA